Messenger RNA from Sus scrofa (pig), 1418 nucleotides. The record is from RefSeq and is a predicted model, not a curated record. NCBI's taxonomy places the organism in Eukaryota, Metazoa, Chordata, Mammalia, Artiodactyla, Suidae.
CACCCCCUCGCGUCGCCGCGCCCAAUGGCAGCGCCGUUCAGAUCGGAGCCACCAUUCCUAUUGGUCCUGCUUAGAUAUGCCCCGCCCCCACAACCGCGCCGCCAAGACCCCGCCCCGCCCCCAUUCCCAAGGGAGGGGCCUGGGAUUGGGGCUGCGCCUAAGGGAUUGCGACCGGAUUCCCGAGCCCUAACGCCGGGCGCUCCUUAUAAGGGCAUGGUGGGAACGGAACGUGAGGCUGGAGUCGGGGCCCCGCCCCCCGGGGCGGCCUCCCGCCUCGUCUCUGCGGAGCGCCGCCCCUCUGCAGAAUCACCUCAGCUGGGCGGGUUCUCCUUACCUCCCGCGGCGCUGGAAUCUGACAAGACUGCUAGAGUUGGACAAACCUCUUCAGUUCAUGGUGCAUUAUUUCAUCAUUGGUGCCUCCUACGCAACACUGGUCCUCACAGUCCUGAUCAUCCCUCCUCCAUUAUCCAUCCAUCCAUCACCCAUCAUCCAUCAUCCAUCUGAUGAAGGUUUAUUAAGGACUUACUACAUGUCCACCACUUCACUAGACCCAAGGAUCCAGCAAUGAUAGAGGCAAGUGUGUUAUCUAUCCUCAUGGAGCUUCAGUAUAGAGGGAGAGGCAGCUAAUACAGUGGAUUUCCAUCUUCUCCAUGUGUGUGUGUGUAUGUGUGUGUGUGUGUGUGUGUGUGUGUGUGUAGGGGGUGAUAGUAGAUUCUAAAAUAAGAUUAUGAGCAAAGAUUGCAAAAUUAUUCUUGAAAAUCCCUUAAUUCACCAGGACCUUGAUAUUUAGAAGCAAAAAAGCCAAGAAAUAACAUCUAUUUCUCUUUGUGCUUUGGGUGUGAUCCUGGGGCAAAUGUCAAGAUCUGUCUUUAAUUGUGGAAAGUGACUUUAUAUAAAGGAAUUUGUUUCUGUCUCUUUCAGCUGAGUGUGUAGAGUUGGUUUUGCAACAAGUUAACUGCAUUGAUGUGACUCCAGUGUGAAUACAAAUUAUACCAACACAUAUGUAAUUAUUGUACAUACAUUAAGGAGGAAUAUAGUGCACUGUGAGAAUGGCAGGUGGAGGGACAUAACCUAAUGGGGUGAAUGAUAUGGAAGGCUUCACUGAGAAAGUGACUUUUAAGCUAAGUUCUAAAGGAUGAAGAUGAGUUAGCCUAUCAUAAAGGGAAAGAAAGAACUUUCUAGGCAGAGGAAUUGAUCUGAGGCAGAAAUGAACCCAGUGCAUUUUAGGAACUGAAAAUCAGGUUGGAGAUGUUGAAGCAAUAACUAAGGGCCUCCCCCAGUCAGUCCCCGGACUGGGGCCAAUUGUACAUGCUCUGACUCAGCACAUAGAACAACAUGGAACUAGAGUUCCCGUGGUGAUGCCGUGUUAGUGAACCCGACUAGUAUCCGUGAAGACGCGGGUUCGAUCCCUGGGCUUC